GAACAAACGCAGUUUAUAGCUAGAGAAUGGCUGAAGAAGCUUCAAAAUUUUAAAAUACCUGAGGAAUCUGUUGAUUUCACAUUCUCUAGAAGCUCUGGGAAGGGUGGUCAGAAUGUUAAUAAAACUUCGAGUAAAGCUACAGCCAGGAUGCAAGUGAAGCAGAACUGGUUACCUAAAUACGUCCAUAAUGCACUUCGUGAGGACGCACAUUAUGUGAAGUCAUCUGAUAGCGUUGUCGUCAGUGAUUCAUCGACGAGAUCGGCAGCUCAGAAUAGCCGGAUUGCAUCUCAUCGCUUGGAGAGUAUAAUAACGAUAGCGAGUGAGAAGGGUGUGAUCAAUGAGACGUCCCCUGGUAAAGCUCAGCGCGUCGAUAAUUUCAAGCGAAAAGAAAAAGCAAACAUGGAGAAAAUGAAGAAAUAUCAGAAAGAAAAGAAAGCAUUACGGAGA
Molecule: messenger RNA, 447 nt
Organism: Wallemia mellicola CBS 633.66
Lineage: Eukaryota; Fungi; Basidiomycota; Wallemiomycetes; Wallemiales; Wallemiaceae
Exons: 1
Biological process (GO): mitochondrial translational termination
Cellular component (GO): mitochondrial large ribosomal subunit
Molecular function (GO): translation release factor activity
Source: RefSeq, a predicted model, not a curated record